UAUACCAAUAAACUCAACCGGGGACACCGCGUCCGCCGGGCGGAGGAGCAUGCGGAGGAGCUGCGGAACAAGAUUGUGGACCAAUGUGAGAGGUUGCAGUUACAGAGCGCUGGCAUCACCAAGUACGUGGCGGAGGUCCUGUCGGGGAAGAACCAACGAGCAGUGAGCACGGCCAGCGCGGCGAGGGAGCUGGUUAUCCAGCGGUUGAGCCUGGUGAGGAAUCUUUGUGAGAGUGAGGAGCAGCGGUUGCUGGAACAGGUGCAUGGCGAGGAGGAGCGGGCCCACCAGAGCAUCCUGACACAGCGGGCACACUGGGCUGAGGCUCUGCAGAAGCUCAACACCAUUCGCAGCAGGCUGGUGGACAUGCUCACCCAUCUGGAUGACCACCAGCUGAUUCAGAAAGAGCAGGAGAUUUUUGAGAGGACUGAAGAAGCAGAGGGCAUUUUGGAUCCCCAGGAAUCUGAAAAGUUAAACUUUAACGAGAAGUGUACUUGGAGCCCACUACUGACCCAACUAUGGGCAACAGCAGUUCUUGGAUCCCUCUCAGGCACAGAGGAUGUACGAAUUGAUGAGAGGACUGUCAGCCCCUUCCUGCAAUUGUCAGAUGAUCGAAGGACCUUGACCUUCAGCUCCAAGAAGUCCAAGGCCUGUGCAGAUGGCCCAGAGCGCUUUGACCACUGGCCCAAUGCCCUGGCUGCCACCUCCUUUCAGACUGGGCUCCAUGCCUGGAUGGUGAACGUCCAGAACAGUUGUGCCUAUAAAGUUGGUGUGGCCUCAGGCCAGCUGCCCCGCAAGGGUUCUGGCAGUGACUGCCGCCUGGGCCACAACACCUUCUCUUGGGUCUUCUCUCGCUAUGAUCAGGAGUUCCGCUUCUUGCAUAAUGGCCAGCACCAGCCCCUGGGGCUGCUGCGGAGCCCAGCCCGACUGGGUGUGCUUCUGGACUUGGAGGCGAGAGAGCUGCUCUUCUAUGAGCCAACCUCUGGCACCGUGCUAUACACCUACCACACGGCCUUCCCCACACCUCUCUUCCCAGUCUUCGCUGUGGCCGACCAGACCAUUUCCAUUGUCCACUGACCUCUGGCCACAGAAAAGUCAACUCCAUCUUCCUGCCACCCUUUCAGGUCAGGCCACGUCCCCACCCAGUGCCCUUUUCCUGAGUGAUGUGUGUGGUGUUUCUGAAGGAAAGGGGGCCCACACUCGGCGGGUAGAUUUAGGUGCCAUGGGGAUCUGUUUCAGACCUGGGCACAAUCUAUAAAUGCCGGCCAUCUUCGGGGAACUUGCUGCUCCCCGGACCUCCACCUGCCAAAUCCACCAUGAUUCUGCCCCUCUGGCACCCAGCAUGGGGCCUGGGGCAUAGUGAGUGUGCAGUAAUUAUUAAGCAAGUGAACAGAGGGAUGGAUGGACAGAUGGAUGACUGGGCAGAUGUGGUAGUUUCAGGAGCGCUUCAGCCCCCUAUCCUGAGCCUCAUGCAUAUGCAAAUGGUUGUCUGCAGAGAAGCCAUAGCCGAAGCUUGUUUAUCCUCUCAGUUUAGUGCUUCUCAAUCUUUUUCAUGACAUGCACACAGGGUAAAUAUUUUUCUAGCACA
Fukomys damarensis (Damara mole-rat) is the source of this 1585-nucleotide messenger RNA. RefSeq names its product B-box and SPRY domain containing (gene Bspry). Lineage: Eukaryota; Metazoa; Chordata; Mammalia; Rodentia; Bathyergidae. The annotation marks the transcript as partial. Gene Ontology annotation, molecular function: protein binding. The transcript is spliced from 6 exons. The record is from RefSeq and is a predicted model, not a curated record.